Molecule: messenger RNA, 2464 nt
Organism: Didymodactylos carnosus
Lineage: Eukaryota; Metazoa; Rotifera; Eurotatoria; Philodinida; Philodinidae
Source: the annotation of a GenBank genome assembly
AUGUGUGCACGUCAAUAUUAUUCUUAUCCAACGCAAACAAGUGUACAAAUUCGUUUAGAAAGUGGAAUGAACUUUCCAGCCGUAACCAUCUGUAGUGGAAAUCCAUUUCGGUAUGAUAAAAUUCGAAUGCCUCUAAACUAUUAUAUUGUUCAAAAUAAUAUAUCAUCAGAUCCUACCAGUAUGACGUAUUUUCAAUCAGUCAGUGCUAUGUUCAAUUUUAUCUUAGAAUUAUUUAACGAAAAUAAUAUUGAUCAAAUUCGAUCAUACGGUUUUCAACUUGACGAUAUUCUAUUAAAUUGUACCUAUAAUGGUAUUGAUUGUCUUCACAAUAGUAAUAAAGUAUUUGUAGAAUCAAUAUCAAUAACACUGGGCAAUUGUUAUACAUUUAAUGCGAAAACGUUAACACAGUCACUUUAUAAAAUAAAUGAUAUAGAAAAAGGAUUGAUAUUAGAAAAUGGUCUAGUUUUAACAUUGUAUAUAAAUAGUGAAUUAUAUACUCCUAUUUAUAACUAUGGUAUUGGUUUAACAGCUAUGGUUCAUGAUAAUGUUCAAUUACCAUUAGUCAAAUCUCUCGGUAAUCAUUUUCAACCGGGUAUGGAACAUCAAAUUAUUUAUCGUAAAAGUGAAGUAACUUAUUUGGGUUCACCUUUCACACCAUGUACAACGACAAUAAGUGCUGAUAUGCAAGCACUUUAUUCAACAUUGUUUGGUGAUGCACAAUAUGAUUAUUCUCAAUCAAUUUGCUAUGAAUUAUGUCAGCAAACUUAUAUUUAUCAGCAAUGUCAAUGUGUAUUACCUGUUUAUUUUUACAUUAAAUCUUUAAUGAUUAAUGACCAAUUAAUAUCGGUUAAUGCAUGUUAUAUUGGUACGGAACAGGAAAUGUGUGCUUAUCGAGCUAAACAAACAUUUGUGAAUAAUAUUAGUUUACAAGUUAAAAGUUGUAUUCGAUGUCAACAACAAUGUCAAAUUGUUACAUUCGAUACAGAUAUAACCGCGUUGAAAGGACCUACUACUGCACAAAAACAAUUUUUAUACCAAUCAGUCUUCUCCCAAAAUACAACAAUACCGUUGCAAGCAGAUUUUCAAACAAAUUAUGACUCUUAUAUAGAUAACAAUUAUUUAAAACUAACGGUAAUAUGUGGAAGUCAAUAUGUCACAACUUAUCAAGAAAAAACCGUUUACACAUGGACAGCAUUGUUAUCAGACAUAGGAGGCCAAAGCGGAUUGUAAGUAUACAAGUUAAAUUUCUGAUUCUGCUAUCUGAAAUGAAAUAGACUUCUCACAUAUACGAGAACGAUGGACGGUUUCCAAUUUAUUUUUACAACGGAAAAGUAGCAUCAGGGCUUCGAAUCGACUGGGUUAAAACAAGCCCGGCCGAUGGCUUACUACAGACUGCGUUUUUUUCACAAUCAGAACCAUUGGUUGGGCUGGACCACUACCUGUUAUAAUCGGUGCCCAUGGGACGAAGUCCUCUGCCCAUGGGGUGAUGUAUAGAAAAACCGACAUUUUUCUACUAGAGGCCGCGUGAGAACGGUAUGACAAAUUUACUCUUUUGAAGUGUCUUAUUCUGCUCUGUCGUUGGUCCUUAUGGAACAGAAGAGUAAAUGACAAUUACCCUUGAUCAGCAUGGUAAAUGAGGCUGUGUUCGGGAAAAACCUUUUAUUAGAUGGGCCAGCUAGUCCAGUCCAUGGAUUGGGCUGGGCUGGAAAGUUUAUGAACUAAAAGCCAUGGGCUAGGCUGGUAAAGGGCGAGAUAGUCCAUGGGCCAACUUUUCUCGGCCUAGCCGGACCCAUUCGGAGCCCUGGCACGUAUUAUUUCUCAUGGGGGCUCUAUUUAGUCGACGUAUAUGAGUUUAUAAACUGUCGUAUCAUCACAAAACGUCAAAAAAGAACAUUUUUAACUUCCUCUGAUUUUUCUUGGGAUAGAGGGUUCCUUGAUGUUUUGUUUCGUACAUCCUUGGUGAAAACAGGAAAUACUCACGAAAAAUAGAUUCAAUACUACACAUGUCAUUCUAGCAGUCAUUCCAUAUGCUAACUAAAAAUAUCGUAUCAGAAGUGUGAUGAGGGCUCUGAAAUUCCCAUAAGGAUUUUUCCGAUACUUUGAAUAUUAUUUAGAUAGGCGCUUACAUAGAGCUGGACCACUUCCAAUAUGAGACUUUGAUCUCUCGAAGAUUUAUUGGGCUUCUUUGACGUAUACUCAGUAUGAAACUAUCACACAAUGCUCAUAUUAAUUAAGAGACAACUAGAACGUCGAAAGAAUGUUAGAAACAACUAGAACAACAACAACAAGAAGAAACAAACUAGAACGUUAGAAACAACUAGAAGUACUGUAAUUUAAGUUCAACGCAUGUAUUCAAAAGCAAACUAUUGUCCAUCCAAAAAAAGAAUGGUAUAUGACUGUUUUUUGAAUAACUUUCGAUAGGAAAAAGCUAAAGAGCUUCAAUUUUCACCAUUCGAAAGAGGAG